Messenger RNA from Zophobas morio, 3267 nucleotides. Its product is annotated as E3 ubiquitin-protein ligase AMFR-like. NCBI's taxonomy places the organism in Eukaryota, Metazoa, Arthropoda, Insecta, Coleoptera, Tenebrionidae. The record is from RefSeq and is a predicted model, not a curated record. The transcript has 9 exons. Gene Ontology annotation, molecular function: ubiquitin protein ligase activity; ubiquitin binding. Bases 297 to 2117 code for a protein of 606 amino acids. Gene Ontology annotation, biological process: ubiquitin-dependent protein catabolic process; protein K48-linked ubiquitination; endoplasmic reticulum unfolded protein response. Gene Ontology annotation, cellular component: endoplasmic reticulum; cytosol; ubiquitin ligase complex.
CCUAAGCCGCCCGAACAGCUGGCGCACCACAUGAUCGAUACACGUAUAAAACCAAACGCACGUCCUCGCCAGUGUGCAGCCGAAAGCAACGUGUUCACAAGCCAAGCGCUCGCGACUGGGUGUGCAGACGACGACAAGUACCGGCGCGGUCCCAAGACGACCGCACGCACUAUGACAGCCCCCUCGCGCCCCAGCAGCCGCAUGCAGCACGCCGCCGAGCGCACGUUGCACGCAUUCCGGGCGUAAAUCGCGCCAGCGAAUCCUCUUGACAUAUCGUGUUUACAAACAGUGACAAUAUGCCAGUGACUCUGCUCGACCGGCUCCCGAUGCCCAAUCUGAGGAUGUACUCUUCGGGGAGUGUUGUGGCCCUGUCGGCGUGCGUCUAUUACGCCACCCAGGUGAUUAAGGACCCGAACUGGAGUGCCGCCGCCGAUAGCGCGGACAUCGUGGGCUUGCACAAGGAGGUGGUGGACUUGAACAAGAGCAAUGCCUCGAUGCCGGACGGCAGGAGCAUGGGACAGUAUGUUUCGGAUGUGUUUAGUGUUAUGAUCAGGGAACCCGUCUGUGUUUGGACCAUGAUUAACAUGGCCUUCUGCUGGUUGAUCCUCGUGGGAACGGCCGUCCAGAAGCUGGUUUUCGGCGAGCUAAGGGUCUCCGAGCAGCAGCACCUCAAAGACAAAUUCUGGAACUUCGUAUUUUAUAAAUUCAUUUUUGUGUUUGGAAUAAUAAACGUUCAGUACAUCGACGAGGUGCUGUUAUGGUGCUCGUGGUUUUCCCUCCUGGGAUUUCUGCAUCUGCUUUCGCAGCUCAGCAAAGAUAGGUUCGAAUACUUAUCGUUUUCGCCGACGACGCCGUUGUGGAGUCACGUGAAGCUGCUGGCCUUAUUGGGUGCCAUUUUCGCACUGUCAGGUUUCAUGUUGUUGGUGUCUGUCUUUGUGGGGUUCUUCGGGGGAUUUAAUACAUUUGCUUUCAUGUCUGCUGAGGUGGUUCUGUUGAGCAUCCGCACCCUCCACGUCAUAAUUAGAUACGCUCUCCACCUCUACGACAUGCGUCAAGAAGGCUCAUCCUCCGUAAGCACAAACGAGGAAAAUCGCGUAUGGGAGAAGAGAGGCCCCAUCGCCUACUACACAGAACUAGGGUUCGAACUCACAGCGCUAAUCAUCGACUUCGUUCAUCACCUGCACAUGCUGGUGUGGAGCAACAUAUUUCUGUCGAUGGCUAGUCUAGUCAUUUGCAUGCAGUUGCGAUAUCUUUUCCACGAAAUACAAAGGAGAUAUAAAAAACACAGAAAUUAUCUCUGGGUCAGAAACCAUCUGGAACAAAAUUAUCCGAUGGCGUCGUCCGAAGAACUCGUAGAGAACUCCGACAAUUGCGCAAUCUGUUGGGAGAAAAUGGAGUCGGCCAGGAAGUUGCCGUGUACACAUUUGUUCCAUAAUACUUGCUUGCUGUCAUGGUUAGAACAGGACACCUCCUGCCCAACGUGCCGCCUAGCCCUCAACAUCCAGAAUCCAUCGACCUCAAGAAUAGAUCCUCCAGACUUACAAGUCGACGUGCCGCAACCGCAGCGUCGGCAGCUCAACCACUUCUUUCACUUCGACGGUUCGAGAUAUGUCUCGUGGUUGCCGAGUUUCUCGGUCGAGGUGAGCCACAAUCAGCUGAUGAGACCCGAGGCUGCGCCUGCGUCGAAUUCUCAACUAGAUGCAAUGGCGCGGCAGGUUCAGCAGUUGUUCCCACAUAUACCGAUUACUACGAUCAUCAAUGACCUUAGGGUGACUCGAUCUGUGGAAAUUACUAUCGAGAAUGUGUUGGACGGGAGGUUGGUGGCGCCUGCGAUGUACAGGGAACCUGAUGUUGUGCCAUCUGCGAACAGACCGAUGUCGGUUUUGCAGACUAACUGUGAUACAAAUUUGCAGCAAGAGAGGAACUGGGAUGAGUUGAGCACAGAUCCAGUUGAAACGGAGGAUGCUAGCAGUCUGGGGAGCCGCUUCUCGAAAUCCUCAUCCGAACGUGAAAAGAUUCUGCACAGACGCAAGGAAAACCUGCUCCAAACAGCGAGAAAAAAGUACAUCGAGAAGCAAAGAGCCGCAGCUGCCGCGAAAGCAGAAUUACAAAGUUGAAGUAUUUAUUUAGUAAUAUUUUUUGGGAUAAAUCUCUUUAGACAUGAUAUAGUUGUCCCUGAUGUAACAAAUUGUUAAAGUGUACAUUGAAGAUUCGCAGUUAUAACACUGAUAUAUUUAGAUAAUAAUUAUUAUAAAUGUCUAGUAAUUAACCGCAAAAGUUGUUUCGAUGAAAUUUGGUUUGUGUUUGCGAGAUAAUCAUUUGUUUUAUUUUUGAACGCCAGGAAUUCUUCAAAAACUUUAAAAUGUGGGAGUGUAUUCGAAAAUUGUCUGUAAUAGCAUUUUAGGUAUCAGUUUCUUUGGUUUGUUUUGUUUAUGUUUUAGGAUUAUUAGCGGUCCCUGGUACCUAAACUGUUACGAAUUCUUGUUGUAAAAAGUAAUUUUGAGUUUAAUUGUGUGUAGAGUAAGGUUUUCAGUCAAUCCAAAUUGACAAAAUUAGUCAUUCGAACGUGAUAAAAUUUUCUUUGUUCUGUUGUUUUUUUAAUAGUUUAUUUAAAAUUAUUUACUUUUAUUACAGUGAAUAUAAAAGUUAUCAUUAAACAAAAUGUUCCUUGAAGAUAACUGAAAAAAAGAUACGGUACGGUAUCGUGGGCUAGUCUCAUACAUUGUGGAUUCCACUAUUCUUAAAACAUCAAAAUAUUUCUUAUCAAGCUUUGUUCAAUGCACUUAUGACUUACUUGAAUACUUUUUCAAAAUGUAGUGUACAUUGUGAUAAAAGACUGACUCUUGGUAUUUCUGUGUGAUAAUUUCACUGUCUCUUUUGUGUUUACUUGUAGUGUAUUUCCAGCUUUAUUUGCUUUUGGUUUACUUACACGCAUUUUUUACAGUUUUCAAAAAUCCGGCCUGAACUUUGCGUAUAACGAAAUGCUCAGAUUUGGAAAAUCGUUAAUGUUGAACAUGUAUUCCAUACUUAAAAAAGAAGAAAAAAAUAAGUGCAUGUUCUCUUAUUAUACAUAGAAUUGUCUAGUUAUAUAUUUCGAUAUAGGAAAUACGUAAUUGCCAUGCAAACAUAUAUUGUGUGCCAGAUAUCUAAGGGCCAAAGUUGUAUAUCAGAUACUUAUUUCACUGUACUUACGUGUCCCGUCAAUCUCCUAAUCUUUGUUAUUGUGCUUAGUAUUGCUGUAUAAAUAAAUUAUUUAAAAGGAAGAAA